Molecule: messenger RNA, 4358 nt
Organism: Panicum virgatum (switchgrass)
Lineage: Eukaryota; Viridiplantae; Streptophyta; Magnoliopsida; Poales; Poaceae
Exons: 2
Coding region: 558-2216 (552 amino acids)
Source: RefSeq, a predicted model, not a curated record
GCUCGAGCGCUAUUCAUAUUCGGAAUUUGAAUAGUACCUGAUAUUUUAAAUAGUGCCACGAAUUUGAAUAGUGUCGUGAAUAGUAACUCGUGAUUUUGAAUUUGAAUUUUGAAUCCCCGUUUCCUUUUGUACUACUAGUAUCAGAGCCGAGGUUAUUAAAAUUUAAAUUUAAGGGAAUUUGUGGUAUUUUUUAGAGUACAAAAAUCAGUAGAAUAUCUCAGUUGUGCUUAAAAUGGAAGCUUUAGAAAAUGAAAUUAAGCAGUACGAAUUUAAACUAAGUAAAAUUCUUGAUGAAUAUAAUACUUCUAUGUUAUGUGAAUGGUCUGCUAUUAGAGAAAAAGAAAUUUAUUUCAUUAGAAAGAUAGCUUAUUUAAAAAAGAUAUCUAAAGAAAGAGAGCUAAAUGAUAAGAAAUAUAAAGCGUCAGUUGUGAUAAAAGAAGUGGGAAGAUGAGUCAACCCCAAAAGAUGUGCAGAAUCAUAAAGCCAAAAGGGAUCCAGACACUCAUAAAGGUAAUAUUAUAGAUAAUGUGUUAAAAGAGGACAGACAACCAGAGUUGAUGAUUAAGCUUUUAGAAAGUUAUGAAGACGAAGAAAAUAAUACCCAACAAUACGGAGACUUUAUAGACUCUCUAGAUGAUGAAAGUUUAUAUAAUCUGGAUAAUGCUAUGGAUGCAUUAGAAAUAAAUAGUGAAAGAAUUAAUACCUUAGAGGAGGUUAAAACUGAAUUAAUGGAUCAAGGAAAUUGCGAUCAUGAUUGGAUUCAAGGAAGAGGUGACUAUAAUAUUAAAUGUGCUUUUUGCAUUUAUUAUCCUAGUCAAGAAAAUAGAUUUACUUGUAGUAUAUGCUUAAAGCAAGCAUGUGCUUCAUGUUUAAAAGCUGGAAAUCAAAGAUGGAGACAGGAAGUAGAAUUAGAAGAAGAAGAUAAAUUAUUAACAAGAAGAGUUAGAAAUUUAGAGAAUAGAAUAAAUAGUUUAGAAGUGGAACUAGAAGAACUAAGAAGUAAGUUAGAAUUCAGUGAGGUACAAAAGGCUGAAGAAAAGGCUGAUAAGAAUAUUGAGUUAAAGGACCAGACGAUAAUAAGCAACAAGGAUAAUAGUGCAAUACAGUCAAACAACAAAGAUAAUAGUACCAUACAGUUAAAGGAUGCUAUAAUAAACUUUGGUAGCAAAUAUAUAGUCAAAUUGCCAUUUAAAGAAAUUGUAGGAAUAAGAAUACCUGUGAAGGUAAAAUUAACACCUACUAUCACUUAUAAAAUUUUAGCAUUAGUUGAUACUGGCUGUACUAAAAAUAUUAUGCAUGAUAAAUAUUUUGCGAGAUGCCCAGAAAUAGUUCAUACAAUAGAUCAAGAAAAGGCAGAUAUAUCCACUGACAUGUCUGGAAUAAAGAAGCUUCAUAAUCAGUUAGCCUACAAUAUUGAGGUACAAAUAAAUAAUACUAAAUAUAUUAUGGAUGAGAUUACAAUAAGAGACCUAUCUAUGAUACAUGAUGAUAUGAUCUUAGGACUAAGGUUUUUACAAUUCUCGUUGCAAACAACGAUCAUACAUGAGCAAGGAAUUACAUUUAUUCCUUAUCAAGAUAAUAUCCCAUACAUAACAGAAGUACGUAAGACUAUAAGUACCAAUACCGGAAAGUCCAAUUUAGAACUCCAAGGAGCUGAUGAUAAUGACCUUGAUGAUCAUACAGACGAGGAGUUAGGUGAAAAUAUAGAAGAGUUUCAUAUGGCAAACUCAUGUAUAGAAUGUAUUAGUUUACAAUCUUUUGCACCCAAUUGGUAUAGAGAUAUAAAAUCUAAAAAAGAUAUAGAUAAAAUUGUGCAAAGAUUAGAAGAUAUUCAAAUAAUUGGAGAAAUACCAAUGAAAUAUUGGGAAAAGAAUGGUAUUGUGUGUAAAAUUAAUAUAAUAAAUCCUAACUAUAUAAUUAAGACAAGUCCUAUUGAAGCUACACCUAAGGAUAUAGAAGAAUUCAAGAUGCAUAUUGAAGAGCUACUAAAAUUAAGAGCCAUAAGAGAAAGCAAAAGCCCUCAUAGGUCAGCUGCAUUUAUAGUAAGAAAUCAUGCAGAAAUAGUUAGAGGAAAAUCAAGAAUGGUUAUUAAUUAUAAAAGAUUGAAUGAUAACACUAUAGAUGAUGGUUAUAACAUCCCUAAUAAGCAAGAAUGGAUUAAUAGAAUACAAGGAAGUAAAUAUUUCUCAAAGUUUGAUUUAAAAGCUGGGUUUUAGCAAGUAAAGAUGGCAGAAGAAUCAAUAGAGUGGACAGCUUUUACGUGUCCUCAAGGCCAUUUUGAGUGGCUUGUUAUGCCUUUAGGAUUAAAAAAUGCCCCUGCUUUAUUUCAAAGAAAGAUGCAGAAUAUCUUUAAUGAAAACCAAGAAUUUAUACUGGUCUACAUUGAUGAUUUGUUAAUCUUUUCAAAAUCCUAUAAAGAACAUAUAGCUCAUUUAGAAACAUUUUUUAGAAAGGUAGAGCAGCAUGGAUUAAUACUUUCUAAAAAGAAAAUGGAAAUAUGCAAAGAAAAGAUAAAUUUUUUAGGUCAUGAAAUUGGGGAAGGAAAAAUUUAUUUACAAGAUCAUAUUGCAAAGAAAAUUUUACAGUUUCCUGAUGUUAUGAAUGACAAGAAGACAUUGCAACAGUUUUUAGGAAUAGUAAAUUAUGCUAGAAAUUAUAUUGAAAACUUAGCCAAGUUGGCUGGACCAUUGUAUGCAAAGUUAAGAAAAAAUGGGCAGAAGCAUUUUAAUUCUGAAGAUAUAAGAUUAGUAAGAGUUAUAAAAGAAAAGGUCAAAGAACUAAAACCUUUAGAAUUACCUUUAGAUGACUAUUAUUUUAUAAUAGAGACAGAUGCAUCUGAAAUAGGAUGGGGAGCUAUAUUAAAGCAAAAGCCGAACAAGUAUUCUCCAAAAACAGAAGAAAGAAUAUGUAGGAAUGAAGAGAGGAAUGAGUCCUACUGGUGGUGAAAGUUUCAGCUUUGGAACUGAAAACAGAUUAAGAAUCUUUCCACCAAAUACUUAUAAAUUUAAGCCUAAAGACCAUAUUGUCUUAGAUGAAAUACAAGAAUGUGUUUUAGAUAAUUUUUUGUUCCAAUAUAAUAAUAAGAGAGAUGAUAGAGGUUAUAUGCUUGCAAUAUUAAAUAGUUUAGCUGAAUAUUUUCAUAUGAUCAACGGGAAGAUACAGCCAAAAGAUCCAUCUAGCAAUAUAGAAAAGAAACUCAUAUAUGUCAUAUAUAGGGGAAAGACACCAGGAAUAUAUGUAACUUUUGAAGAAGUUAUAGCCCAGCAAAUAGAAAGAGAAAAAGAUGGAGGAAUAUCAUGGAAAAAAAUAUCUAGAUAUUGAUCAAGCCCUAUCAUAUGCAAGAAAUAUUUUAGGAAUAAAUUAUUUCCUAGAGCCUGCAGCAAAAGAAUAUAUUCAAAAAUACAGAAAGGCAAAUGAGGUAAAGACAAACUUGCCUGGAAUAAAUAUAAGAGAAGAUGGACCUUCAAGAAUACCCACAUAUAAGGAUGCUGUAAAAAAAGAAGCAUCAAAUGAAGAAUAUGUUGAAAAGAAGAUCAAAGAAAGGCUAGAUUCAAUAAUUCCUCAAUUGAAGAAAGAUAUAAAAGAAGAAAUAUGGCAAGAAGUGAAGCAUGAUAUAAAGGAAAAUUUUGAUGCCAUAAAGAAGGACUAUGAAGAAAAUAUAAAGAAGGAUUAUGAAUCAAAAAUGAAUAUGCCAAUAUCUGAUGAUGAUAUGCUGGAUAUUCGUGGUCAUGGGCAGCAACAAGAGUAUUAAGAAUUAUAUAUUAUGAAAAUUAAAUAUGUGUUAAUACUUAAGAUACCUAUCUGUGUUGAUAAGGAGUUAUCAACAAUUUCACCGUGGGAUAAGGAUAAGCAUGCCAGAGUGUUUGCUUGAUGUCUGCGACAUCAAUCAUUCGGGCGUGGAAGACUAUACACCGAAUAUAUUCCCGAAUAUAUCUAGAGAAUAUCACGUGAAGGAAGUGGACAAUGCAAAAGGAAUAAACAGUAAUAUCAACAGUGAGUUCUACUGUAGCCAGUACAAUUAUUGAAGGCAGCGUUAUCGUCCAGCUGUCCAGGCAACAGUAAAGAAGGAUAAUUGAAGACACCGGGUGUCCAGCGCUUCCUUAAGCCUGAAGGCUCCUCCCGUCUAUAAAAGGAGAAGCCAGACGCAUGCAACGGACCAUGGGCCGGACAAAGAAGAGGAGAGAAGACACCGAGCCUAAUACUCAGAGCGCAUCCACCACCACUCCACCUAAUUAGUAGCCAUCUCACUCCCAUUGUAAUAUAGAAAUAAGGGAGCUGCUGUAGUCGCCCUUCGCCUGUAAGGUAAUCCACGGUUGUGUAAGUGCUUGGGGUUUCCCGAAAGGGAAAGCCGUAUGUAA